AUCAAAUCUAAUAUAUAAGAUAUGUUAUUAAAUACCAUAACAAACGAAAAUUUAUCCAAUUCCUUGAACAUUGGAAUAAAUAAAAUAGAAGCUCAUAAUAUCACUAUAUUGCAUAUAAUACAAGCAUAUUUAUGCCAAAGAUAUUACAUUCGUAACAACUCAAAAUAUAUAAGAGCAAAAAUAUGUAUACUGAUAUUAAAAUUAAUCAAGAAUAAAUAUAGAUUACCGCAAAUUUAUAAACUCAUUAAAGUUGUGUCAGAAUCAUUAUUGAAACAAUUUGAUAUGAUUAUAUUUGAUUGUCUUAAACUAACAUCCAAUAAAUUGCAAGAACUAUUUUUGCAAGUUGAAAAAUCAUAUAUAAACUUAAAGAUGCUUUUACCAAAAUCCAGUUAUAUUACACUGAAUUUUAUUACCGAAUAUUUCGAAACACCAUUUAUACAAACACUAGACGGUAAAAUGGAGAGAAAUGAUCACACACAGCUAUUUCGUUAUGGAGCUUACAAUUUAGCUAUACUAUAUUACAAAAUGCAAAAUAAGGAAAAAAUUCAAAAUCACUUGGUGGAAUCCCUCCGUAUUAUAUACACGAUAAAAGACGAGAAUCUCUUGAACCAUUGCUUGAAUUUGUUGCAACUCACUAUACUACACUUCCAAGUCCUGAAAAAUGAAACCUGUCCGGAUGUUAACAAGAUAUUGACCGAUUUUUUUUUCAUCUUUGAUGAGUUGAACGAAAAACAAAUGAACAAUUCCCCUCUUUUGUUGCAAGACGCAAGAAAUUUCGAUAAAAACCUUUUUACAAAAAGUUCUUUAUUCACAUUAAGUUGUUUUAUGAUGGAAACAGGCACCCUGCCCAGUAUUAUAACUGCUCUGCUAAUAAACCUGAGACAAAGUAAUGACAACAUAAACGUAGAAGAAAUUUAUACUGAGCCUGGAAAUUUGAAUCGAAAUAUUUUAAAUAUGCAGUUGUUUACCUCCCAUUUGAUGAUAUCGUCUUAUUUAAUGCUGUGUGGUGCAUCCAUUUAUGUUAGGGAAACUUUGACUUAUCAAUUGCACUAUAAUUUUGAACUUUACGAAAACAAAUAUUUGGAUUCUAAAUUGGGAUAUUUAUACGUUGCCAAUACCUUACAUCAAAAUGGAAAUUAUUCAUCGCGAAAUGUGGUUUUGCAAUUUUUAUUAAAUGAAAAUAAUUUUGAUAUGGAAUUCGAAAAUACAUUACAUAAUUACGAUUCAUGUACCGAGAUUUAUAUAUCUUGCGUAGAAAUGCUUUUAGAAGAAUAUAUAGACUCAAAAAAGAAUUCGCUGGAUCCAUUUGCAAAUAAUAAGAUCGGAAUGAUAAGUGAUUUGACAAAUGAUUUAUUCUACUACGAUAACCAUGUUGCAAAUUAUUGGUACGCUUAUUUUUGCAUGGACGUUUUAAGUGACUUUGAAAGAGCAUUUCUCAUAUUAUCUCGAUAUACAUACGAUGCACUUACUUCAAAAAAUCAUGGACGCUUAACUAAUUAUCAAUAUCAAUAUUUAAGAGUCAAAUGUUUAUUAUUACUUUCAAACUUAUAUACUGAAAUCGAACAACCAUAUAAAGCAAUAUCGAUUAUUAACAUGGCAUUAAAUAUAUGCUCAAAAUUUCAUUUUUACUUGUUGAAAUCGUUUCUAAUAAUGAAUUUGGCCAACGUGAAGAAAAACAUAGGUGACUGGCACAACUCCAAGCUAGCUCUAAGCAUUUCACACCCAGCUUUGCAAUAUAUCUUAUCGAAUUGCUCAAAUGCCCGAGAUUUACAGAAUGCUAAAAUUUUAUACAGAGAUAUAUAUAACCAUUAUCUAUCAAUGGGUCAUAAUUUAUCAACAUUUUAAGUGCAAAUAUUCGAAAAAUAUAUGUAAUAUAAAUAUAUUCUGCCGUCGAAAUUUUAGUGUAUGUUAAAAAAAUGCUCUGCUAGAGCUAGAUAUAUAUUGAAUUUGUUUUG
Gordionus sp. m RMFG-2023 is the source of this 1955-nucleotide messenger RNA. RefSeq lists its product as uncharacterized. The transcript is spliced from 10 exons. NCBI's taxonomy places the organism in Eukaryota, Metazoa, Nematomorpha, Gordioida, Chordodea, Parachordodidae. The record is from RefSeq and is a predicted model, not a curated record. The coding region runs from base 22 to 1845 and encodes 607 amino acids.